Messenger RNA from Suricata suricatta (meerkat), 2194 nucleotides. It is a transcript of the gene SCG3, whose product is annotated as secretogranin III. Lineage: Eukaryota; Metazoa; Chordata; Mammalia; Carnivora; Herpestidae. The record is from RefSeq and is a predicted model, not a curated record. Gene Ontology annotation, cellular component: secretory granule membrane. Gene Ontology annotation, biological process: protein localization to secretory granule. The transcript has 12 exons. Bases 312 to 1721 code for a protein of 469 amino acids.
CUUCCUCCCAAGGAGAGAGAGUAAGGCUACGCCCCAGCGGACCGGCAGCCGGCUCGCGUCAUAGGAACUUCAGCACCCACAGGGCGGACAGCGCUCUCCUCCACCUGAGGACCUGACACCCGAGCGCCUGGAGCCUUUCUAAUCGCUUUACUCGUUAGCCGCGCGGAGCUCCACCGGCAGCUGGGUCCCUGUCACUCACCCUCCCUUCACCCUCCCUCCUAGCUCUUCCUGUUUUUACUCCUCCUUUUCAUUCAUAACAAAAGCCACAGCUCAGAGAGCCCGGCGCCAGGCACUAAGCCAAGAGUGGAAGAAUGGGGUUCCUUUGGACCGGCACUUGGAUUCUGGUGUUGGUGCUCCAAAGCAGCCCAGUUCAAGCUUUCCCCAAGCCAGGAGGUAGCCAAGACAAACCUCUACAUAAUAGCGAACUAAGUGCAGAAAGACCUUUGAAUGAACAGAUUGCUGAAGCAGAAGCAGACAAGAUUAAAAAAACAUACCCUCCAGAAAACAAUCCAGGUGAAAGCAAUUAUUCCUUUGUUGAUAACUUGAACCUACUAAAGGCAAUAACAGAAAAGGAAAAUAUUGAGAAAGAAAGACAAUCUAUAAGAAGCUCCCCAUAUGAUAAUAAAUUGAAUGUGGAAGAUGUUGAUUCAACCAAGAAUCGAAGACUGACUGAUGAUUAUGAUUCUACUAAGAGUGGAUUGAAUCAUAAACUUCAAGAUGAUCCGGAUGGCCUACAUCAACUAGAUGGAACUCCUUUAACUGCUGAAGACAUUGUCCAGAAAAUUGCUACCAGGAUUUAUGAGGAAAAUGACAGAGGAGUAUUUGACAAGAUUGUUUCUAAACUGUUGAAUCUCGGUCUAAUCACAGAAAGCCAGGCACACACACUAGAAGAUGAAGUAGCAGAGGUUUUACAAAAAUUGAUCUCAAAGGAAGCCAACACUUAUGAGGAGGAACCUAAUAAACCCACAAGUGUGACUGAGAGUCGGGCUGGAAAAAUACCAGAGAAAGUGACUCCAAUGGCAGCAAUUCAAGAUGGUCUUACUAAUGGACAAAAUGAUGAAACAGUAUCUAAUACCUUAACCUUGACAAAUGGCUUGGAAAGGAGAACUAAAAUCUACAAUGAAGACAAUUUUGAAGAACUCCAAUAUUUCCCAAACUUCUAUGCACUACUCAAAAGUAUUGAUUCAGAAAAAGAGGCAAAAGAGAAAGAAACACUGAUUACGAUCAUGAAAACCUUGAUUGACUUUGUGAAGAUGAUGGUAAAGUAUGGCACAAUAUCUCCAGAAGAAGGAGUUUCCUACCUUGAAAACUUGGAUGAAACUAUUGCUCUUCAGACCAAGAGCAAGCUAGAAAAAAAUGUUACUGACAAUAAAAGCAAACUUUUCCCAGCACCAUCAGAAAAGAGUCACGAAGAAACAGAUAGUACUAAGGAAGAAGCAGCUAAGAUGGAAAAGGAAUAUGGAACCUUGAAAGAUUCCACAAAAGAUGAUAACCCAAGAGGAAAGACAGAUGCGCCAAAAGGAAAAACGGAAGCCUAUUUGGAAGCCAUUAGAAAAAAUAUUGAGUGGUUGAAGAAACACAACAAAAAAGGGAAUAAAGAAGAUUAUGACCUUUCAAAGAUGAGGGACUUCAUCAACCAACAAGCUGAUGUUUACGUGGAGAAAGGCAUCCUUGAUAAAGAAGAAGCCGAUGCCAUCAAGCGUAUUUACAGCAGCCUGUAAAAAUGGCAAAAGAUUCAGGAGUCUUUAGACUGUUUUAGAAAACAUAGCUUAAAACACUUCUAAUUCUGUGAUUAAAGUAAUUUGAAUCAAGGAUUUUUAGAAAGUGAUGAAAGUGCAGUAGUUAACCUUUUAGAAGUGGUCAAACAUAGCUUUCUUGCCAUAAAAAUGAUUUGAGAAGUAAAGGUGUAUGUAAUCUGAGAUUUUGUAUAUAGAAUCCUUAUUUCCUUAUAGAUCUACAUUUUAUAAUCAGAGAUAAUGUUGCUUUGGAAAGCCUGGAAUGGACUGAAUUUAAAACAGAAGCUUCUUCCUGCUGUGUCACACACACAGACACCCCCUGAAGAAUUAGGGGGUCCUAUUUACAAGGCAUGCUGGAUAUCACAACACCUCAUAGAAUAUGUCUGUUACAAAAUGUCAUUUCCACCACCAGUUCCCUUUUGGGAGUUAAAAUAAAUUAACAUUUCCUCAAAGCCUAA